Mercurialis annua (annual mercury) is the source of this 2076-nucleotide messenger RNA. Its product is annotated as protein indeterminate-domain 12. The transcript has 3 exons. Gene Ontology annotation, molecular function: DNA-binding transcription factor activity. The record is from RefSeq and is a predicted model, not a curated record. Gene Ontology annotation, cellular component: nucleus. Bases 408 to 1811 code for a protein of 467 amino acids. Lineage: Eukaryota; Viridiplantae; Streptophyta; Magnoliopsida; Malpighiales; Euphorbiaceae.
GACAAGUAAUCCAUGGCAUAUAGAAAUAGAUAGCGACUUGAAGAAUAAGCCAUCAUCAUCAUCAUCAUCUUCACGAGAUUUUGCUUUUGCUACCCAAUGAAUGAUGCCUUUCUGUGUCUGUAUUUCACUGCCACCUGUUUUUCUUCAAACCUAAUUUGUUUAGUUCUGUCCAAACAAACGCUUAGAUUCUCUCCAUUUUUCUUUGGCUACUAACCCUAGUUUGUUCUUAUUCAUCACAUUUUGAACCUCAGCUAGCGCUAGAUCUUUGUUUCAAACCUUUAAAGUUAGCAUUUGGUGAAUUUGUUGAGAGAAUAUAAUACCAAAACAAAAACUAAAAGAAAACAAAAACAAAAACACCAUUUUCUUUAGUUUGUUUUUCUUUACUUGGAGUUUUCUUCUUCACAGAUAUGUUCUCUGCAAAUAUGUCCAAUUCUACUUCUUUAUCUCAUGACUUUUCCUCUUUAAAUCCAAUUAUUUCCUCAGCUAUAUCUUCUGAUCAACCCAAGAUCAAGAAAAAACGAAGCUUACCAGGAAACCCAGACCCUGAUGCUGAAGUGAUAGCAUUAUCACCAAAGACUUUGUUAGCUACAAACAGAUUUGUAUGUGAGAUCUGUAAUAAAGGGUUUCAAAGAGAUCAGAAUCUCCAGCUUCACCGGAGAGGACAUAAUUUGCCAUGGAAACUGAAGCAAAGAAACAGUAAAGAAAUAAAAAAGAAAGCUUAUGUUUGUCCUGAACCGUCGUGUGUUCAUCAUCAUCCUUCUAGGGCUUUAGGUGAUCUUACUGGUAUCAAGAAACACUUCUGCAGAAAACAUGGAGAAAAGAAAUGGAAAUGUGAAAAAUGCUCGAAGAUCUACGCUGUUCAAUCUGAUUGGAAGGCUCAUUCUAAAACCUGUGGAACUCGGGAGUAUAGAUGUGACUGUGGAACCCUUUUCUCCAGGAAGGAUGGCUUCAUAACACACAGGGCAUUCUGUGAUGCAUUAGCAGAAGAGAGUGCAAGACUUUCAGCUCAUCAUCAAUUACUUUCACCUCCUCCGUCUCUUCUUCUUCAACAAAACUCUCAAUCACGUCAUUCUCUCUUCUCUCUCCCUAUUUUGCCCCUCAACCCAUGGGACCCACCUACGCCACCUCAUCAUCCUCCUCAUCAUCAAAACCCUAGCAAUAACAACAACAACCACAACCCUAAUAACGUGGUUCAAGUUAAGUCGGAAACCAACCAUUUCCACCUUCCUCCGCUCUUCCAAGAACCAUCUGCGCCACCACUUCCGCCACCAAGCAGCAACCACAAGGGUGGUGGACCUGGCGGUAGUAACUUGAUAUCGUCAUUACCUCUCCAAACCCUAUCAAAUGCGGCCACGUCAGCUUCAUCUCAUCACCUGUCAGCCACUGCACUACUUCAAAAAGCUGCAACAAUGGGUGCAAGUCAGACCUCUUUGGGUCACAGCCAAAUGACUCAGUUGGACAUGGGCGAGUUAGGAGCAGUGAGUCAGGUUACUGCAGAUAAUUCAGUGAGUCAUAUCUCUCAGCAACAGCAGCAGCAGCAGGGAUGCUACAUGGGCAUUAAUCUCGCCACGUGGCAGAAGAAUGACCGUUUGACUAGAGACUUUCUUGGUUUGACCAGUGAUCAUCAUGGGAAUGGUGGUGGCGGUGGUGGUGGUGUUAACGUUAGCAUGAAUGUGAGGGAAAUGCUAACGUACACAGGGGGAGUAGGGUUACAGCAUUACGGUGGUGAGAGAGACUGCUCACUGUUGAAGCCUAAUGGUUUUGGGUUCGGUCAGCCACCUGCGACCUCGGAAACUUGGGGGGAUUGCUAAAAUGGUAAAUUAAUCAGAAAUUUGAUUCAGUAAUUCACCUACCGGAAUGACGAAAAUACCCCUGACAAUCGACUGCCCUUCUCCUAAGGAAACAAAAUUGGCUAGGGCUUAGAGGAAAUUAAUCCUAGCUUUUCAUAUAUUGUACUAUUAUGCAUCAGCAAAACAUCUUUUUGUUUUUCUUUGUUUUGUUGAAUUUAUUUCCUAAAUAUGCUCAUAAGAGAGGUUGUUUCCUUUGCAUCUUUACUAAUUAAUUAGCUUUGUUGCA